Molecule: messenger RNA, 3418 nt
Organism: Mercenaria mercenaria
Lineage: Eukaryota; Metazoa; Mollusca; Bivalvia; Venerida; Veneridae
Product: inverted formin-2-like
Exons: 8
Coding region: 1-1296 (431 amino acids)
Source: RefSeq, a predicted model, not a curated record
AUGGAAGUCUUCAUCACAGGAGCACCUCUUCCACCCAGUGCUCCUUCAUUUGGAAUAUCUCUUCCGCAGAAUUCUGAACCAGCACCAAAACCGAUCGACACACCAACACCUAAUAAGAAAAUGAGAACCAUGACGUGGAGCAAGAUCCCUGCAUAUGCAUUUAAGAAGGAAAGCAUUUGGAACGAGAUUCUGAAUAUGAAAGAUUCUAUUGACAUAGAUUACAAAAAGGUAGAAGAGAUGUUCUCUCAAAAAGAUGUAGCGAAAUCCCAAAAUAAAAACGCUUCCAAUGUGGAGGUGACACUGCUGGGCGAGAAGAAGAGCAUGAAAUUGAACAUAUUCCUGAAACAAUUCAAAAAAACAAACGAUGUAAUAAUAAAGCAAAUAAAAGAAGGCGAUUGUAAAGAACUUGGUGUAGAGAAACUAAAGGGGCUGAUGGAGCUUUUACCGCAACAAGAGGAGAUUGAGAAGAUUCAAGGGUACGAAGGCGAAUUCAACAGGCUUGGACAAGCUGAAAAAUUCUAUUACCAGCUGAUACAAUUACCAGACUUCAAGCUAAGAAUUGAAAUGAUGUUGCUUAUAGCAGUUUUCAGGUCUCAGAUUAGUACAAUACGUCCAGAUAUCCAAGUUUUAACGUCAGUUUGCAGAAGUUUUAUGGAAAACGAAUCGUUCAAAAUGUUUCUUAGAUUUGUGCUUCAUGUAGGGAACUUCAUAAACAAGGGAAGCAGAAUUGGAGAAGCUAUCGGGUUUCGUAUAGAUUCUCUCAAUAACCUUAUGAUGACAAAGUCAAAUACAGCGAAGAUGACUUUGCUGCAUUUCCUUGUAGAAGAGGCUCAGCAGAAAAAUACAAAUUCUCUAAAAUUCGUUGAGGAUCUUCUAGAACCACUGCAAAAAACAUCAAGCUUAGAUGAAAACAUAAGGGACUUUACAAGCUUUCAUAACGAUGUAAAUCGCCUGAAGGGGCAAUUGGAAGAUGCAAAUGAGGAAGUUAAGACGCAAUUUUCGGGAUUUAUUAAGGAAGCAGAAAACGAUAUUACUAAUACAGAAAAAGCAAUAGAGCAAGUGAAAGAACUAUGCAAUGAGCUUGCAGUUUACUAUUGCGAAAAUGAAAAGUCUUUCAAAGUAGACGAGUUUAUAGAAUCAUUUAAGGAUUUCUGUGAGAAAGUUAAGACGAGUGAACAUGACCUUGAAACGUGGAGAGUGAAUGCUGAAAAGGCAGAACAGAGACGCAAAUCACAGGCUGGUAUGUCAGUGAAAAGAAAAGGCGGACGCCAUGGGUCAGAAAACGAAAGUUGCUAAGGUGUCACUCUACUUACUAAAUUUUAGGUGUUUCUCUCUGCUACUACGUAGGAUGGACAAAGAAGUAACUGUGGCUCUGAACAAAACGUAGUGUUUGAGUGAAAAUCAAACAUGCUUUUAAAGCAUAUUGUCUAAAUUUGGUGACAAGACAAGAACAAUUCAGAAGAAAUUGAACAAAGUGUACAAUAUUGUAGUUAGUUAUAGUAUCAUAUUUAUGCCCUCACCUUAAUAGCUGAAUUACUCUUAUUAAGCUGAAUUACUCUUAUUAUAAUUGCUGCUUGUGGCCAUCAUAUUUGAAAACAUAAUUGACUGUGGUCAAUAUUGACUCCUGUUGAAACCAGGAGGUUAGAAACAAGGUCUCAUUCGCACAAGAGACUAAAGAGUUCUAAAUGGAGAUUGAUUCUGCUCAUUGCCCUAAAACUUCAUAGCUUGAUUGUUUCUGGUUUGUUUAUGACCCCUAUCAAGGUGAAGCUUACUUGAGACUGAAAAUUGCGAUGGCAAUUUUGAUAUACAGAAGAUAUUUUUGAAUACAAGUGUGUGUGUGUGUGUGUGUGUGUGUGUGCGUGCGUGCGUGCGUGUGUGCAAAAUGUGUACACAUUUGUUUUAUGGCUUAAGUGUUGUUAUAUUACAGGUCAUUUGGGACCACGGUGUCCAUUCAAUAUCUAUGGUAUAGAAUUCCACUUUAGCCGUUGCUAGGGGACGUCAGUGUUGUUGCACUUCCGGUUACCUCUCCUGAUCAGACUCAGUCAAACCGAGUCUGCUGUCUGUUUUGCUUGGUAACAUUCUAUGCUUCCGAAGAAUCAUCGGAUAUAUCUUAUUAAAGAAACUGUAAAUAGUUGUAGUGCUAAAAUUGCAACAUUUAAAACCUUCUACUUUUACGGUUUGUGAUGAUGGUUCUAAAAUGUCAUAAAGUACCGUAUUUAACACUUUCCGAACCGCCAUUUUAGAAUAUUCACGUAUGCAAUGCUUUAAAAACAAUGGACUUAAAAAUAAAUCAACCUGAAUCAAGGCUACAUAAAGCUUUAAAAAAAUAUUUAUAAUUCUCGAGGCAGGGUCUGACAAUAGAGCUACUUUAAUUGUACUAAACAGGUUUACCUUUUGUUUCACUAUUUUUGUAAUUCGUAUAUUUUGCACAUGCUGCGUGCAUUGAAAAAUUAAUUGCACACUUGCUUUUUUAUUUAUACAUUGAGCUUAUAUAUAAAUGAAACUAAAAAAAGUAUAAACUAAUCAUCAUUUAAAGAAAACUAAUACAUGUAUAAUACACAGAUCAAAGCUAGACGAAUAAUAAAGCUGAAAGACGGAAUAUCUUACUUUUGUGUAUCUAUGAAACUGUGGCUUCCUUCUCCAGUAUUUAAAUGCUGAAUAAAGAGAUUGGACCUGAAUUUUAAAGAGCUUUUAUUCUUGUUGUCUGAAGCAGUGACAAUGCUAAGAGGGCCAUUUACUGGUCAACCGAUAGAAGAUGGGCUGGAACAAGACCCUCUAAAAUUGUUGAUUUCUCCAGUAACAUGUAAAUAAUCACUUUUAACAUCCGAUAUUGUCCAUCGCUACAUUGAUUCCCUGUUUCGCAAUAUCUAUAGACUUAUGACUUUUCGAGAGAAGCAUCGGCGCGGGUCAAGUCAAGUUGGUCAGUGUUCAAAUAGUUACCGACUAGAAAGAAAACGUGUAAAUUUCUAUAUCAUGUGACAAUCCUAAUUCAAAAAGUAGUAACAUUUCUGUAAUAUGUUACUUUUUGUGCCAUAACAUUUGGGUGAAAUGUCGAUGGCGGGAAUAUAAUGCAGGCGGGAAAUGUUGUUAUACAAAGACCCGACUUGUAAAAAAUGAUUUUGUUUUGAAAGGUUGUAGCUAUAAUGCCCAUUUAGUAAUCUUUAGAUAUUCUUUAAUAAAACUAGAAAGUGGAAACUUUAGUCGUAUGAAAGCAGACAAAAGCAAAUCGCAUACAACACACUGAUGCUAUCUAUAUAUUAUUACCUUAAAUUUGUACAAUGAAUUUAUCAUUUAGCAAUUGUUUUUGUUAAAUUCUGAUAAUAUUAGUACAAUAGAACCUUAUAUCCAUUUUCCUACCUUGUCAGUGCUCUUUUAUAAAUCGGAAAACGUCUUUAAACUUCUAAACAUAUACUAUGAA